AUGUGUGGGAUCUGUUGUGUGGUCAGUUUGACCACGCUGCGAAAUCCACUCGAGGAGAGUGUGCGUGAAGAGCUUAAAAACAGAGGACCAAAUUGUAGCCAGGACAUCACAGAAACAAUAUCAAAUCCGAAUUGCAGUCUGCAUUUUUCUGCCCAUGUCCUUCACAUGAGGGGUUCCUUGACCCCUCAGCCUCUUCAAGAUGAAAAUGGUAAUUUGCUACUUUGGAACGGAGAGGUUUUUGGUGGUCUUACGGUAGGGGAGGAUGAAAAUGACACACAAGUUCUUCUCCAUCAUUUGAGAAUGGUGCAGAGUGCCUCAGAUAUGGUGUCUUUACUGUCACAACUAAAGGGACCCUGGGCCUUUAUCUAUUACCAAAAAAUGGAACACUGCAUUUGGUUUGGAAGGGACUUUUUUGGAAGAAGAAGUCUCCUUUGGAAAUUUAAUUCGGAAAGAUCGAUUUUCACACUUACGUCAGUUGCAUCCCAGCCAGCAGACAACAUUAAUUCCCAAUGGCAGGAAGUACCACCUCAUGGAGUUUACAGGUUUGACCUAGAGGACCUAGGGACAUUUACGUUUGAACUUUAUCCAUGGGUUUUUCCAAAUGACAACGAGCCAAAUCACAUACUGGAAUCGAAAUGGGACGGUUUUUCCAGUUCUGUCUCUGUAAACAUAAAUAGUUCUGGACUUUACCUGACCUCCCCUGUUUGUCCAAUGAACACAUCUAUUACUCCACCUGGAACUGUUGAACAGGACCAGAAUGCCUCACAAACCUCUAUUGAAAAUCUGAAAGGACUUCUAUCAAACACUGAGAAGAGACAAAUGGUUAACAUGCUUAUUGAUGUUCUCAGUGAGGCAAUCCGUAAAAGAGUACGGUACUUACCUUCUCCAGACCUGCCGGCUCUUCCCUUAAACAAUGCCAAAGCUGAUGUUGCUGUUCUCUUCUCAGGGGGAAUUGAUUCAAUGAUUUUAGCCGCCCUUGCUGAUAGACACAUUCCUGCAGAAAAACCCAUUGACCUGCUCAAUGUUGCUUUCAAAAUUCAAGAUGCAAAAGUGCCGCCCAAGUCCUCGAAGAAAGGAAAGAAUAAGAAAAGCGACCCUGAUGAUGUUGCUGAAACGAAAUCAAAUCUGCAAAGCUUCAACUGUUUUGAUGUACCAGACAGAGUUACGGGUAGAGCUGGUCUGCAGGAACUAAAAAAUCUUAAUCCGCAGCGCAAGUGGAACUUCAUCGAAGUCAACGUAACUCAAGAGGAGCUUAAAGAAAUGCGUCAGAAACGCAUCUGUCAUUUAGUGCAUCCUUUGGGCACCGUUUUGGAUGACAGCCUUGGAUGUGCCCUAUGGUUUGCGGCCAGGGGAAGUGGCUUUAUAAAUGACGUCACUGAACAAGAGCAUUAUACUUCAGAGGCAAAGGUGGUUUUGACUGGCAUCGGAGCCGACGAACAGCUAGCUGGAUACUCUAGACAUAGGGUGCGGUAUAAAACCUCUGGGCUAGAAGGGCUUGUCAAAGAGCUGGUAAUGGAACUGGGUCGAAUAUCCUCAAGAAAUCUGGGAAGGGAUGACCGGAUCAUUGGGGACCAUGGAAAAGAAGCCAGAUUUCCGUAUUUGGAUGAAGAUGUCGUCAGUUUUCUCAACAGUCUGCCUGUGUGGGAGAAGGCCGAUUUGUCUUUACCCAGAGGACUUGGAGAAAAGUUGUUAUUGAGGUUAGCAGCUGUUGAGCUAGGACUGGGACUCUCGGCUCUGUUACCUAAGAGAGCCAUGCAGUUCGGCUCCAGAAUCGCCAAGUUGGAGAACAACCACGAAAAGGCUUCAGAUAAGUGCCAAAGGCUUGCCACAGUGUAAUUUAACAUCAUGUAAGGAGGUUGGAACAUUGGGGUUAGGGUUAAAAGGUAAUUUAAUUUUAAUAUAGAUACACUGUUGGUCUGCUAAUCUACAUUUUAGAAGUCAUUACUGGUUUGGGUCAUUGAGUACAAAUCAAUUCAUUCAAUGAGAUUACAAAUCAAGUUUGAUAUCCAGUUUUAUUCUUGUGCAAAGUUUGAUUGUAAUUGUCUGGACUACAAUAAAUAAACAGUUGGAUUUUGAAGUUGGUCCUUAAA
This is a messenger RNA of Paramisgurnus dabryanus, 2090 nucleotides long. RefSeq names its product asparagine synthetase domain containing 1 (gene asnsd1). Gene Ontology annotation, molecular function: asparagine synthase (glutamine-hydrolyzing) activity. Lineage: Eukaryota; Metazoa; Chordata; Actinopteri; Cypriniformes; Cobitidae. The record is from RefSeq and is a predicted model, not a curated record.